AUGAUGUGUUAUUGUGGAAGCGAUGUUUCUCGUUAUGAUUCACGUCAUCUACCAGUCGUCAAAUGGCAGACUACACCCGAACGUAUUUUAGAUGAUCAUAAUCAUUGCUUAAGUACUAUUACACGUCUGCGUCUUUCUUCUAUGCCUUGUUUUUCAUCUCGAAAGAACUAUUUCAAGAACAUCACAUUUCUCGCAUUGUAUAAUCUAAAUAUAGCAUUGGUUGAAUGGAUAAUUACUUACAUUAAUUGUUCAAGAAUUACUGAACUCGUUAUUAUUUUAUCCAAUAAACAACCAAAAGCAAUCAAUACACUUUUAAAACAUAUGUCAAAUAUUCGACCAUUAAAGAUCGAUUUCGACCAGUUAAUUCUUGAUCAAGGUGUUUCUAUUGAAAAAACAACGCACCUUAAACGACUCGAUUUAUCUAAUGAGCCUCAUCCAUUUAGAGAAAAAGAUAUUGCCACUAUCGCUCAAUUCUUUCCAUGUCUUGAACAUUUAGUAAUCAAUACAGUAGACCUACACAAUAUUCCAUUGAUGAAAAUUUAUCUACCAAAACUACGCAGUCUAAGUUUUCGAGUGAAUAAUUUUGUUCAAUUAUUCGACAGUCAUCCUUUCCAACAUUCAAUUCCAUUUGUUUUCCAACCAGAAUCUAAUUUGAUUAAAAUAUGGGUCGAUCAAACAACUUUCGACAAAGUAUUUUGGCAAACAUCUAAUAAUAGCUCAGCAUAA
Messenger RNA from Adineta steineri, 726 nucleotides. NCBI's taxonomy places the organism in Eukaryota, Metazoa, Rotifera, Eurotatoria, Adinetida, Adinetidae. The record is from the annotation of a GenBank genome assembly.